GUGAUUUGACAGACAUGUAUUUUGGCCAUCACGUAAUGCCGUAGUUGGAAAGAUGGCGGCCCUGGCGCUGGUUAGCCGUCCUGUGAGUGCCCUUCCAAAGAUUUCAAGUAGCUGCUGCCCUGCUGUUCUGUCAGCGGCCUCUGUCUCCACAGUCCAGCAGAGGAAACUGCACCAUGCUGUCGUCCCCAAAGGGAAAGGAGGACGCUCCUCCUCCAGUGGAAUAGCAGCAACAGUGUUUGGUGCCACAGGAUUUCUGGGUCGAUAUGUCGUCAACAGGCUGGGUCGUAUGGGCUCUCAGAUCAUAAUCCCUCACCGCAAUGAUCAGUAUGACAUCAUGUACUUCAGGCCCAUGGGUGAUCUGGGGCAAAUCAUUUUCAUGGAGUGGGAUGCCAGGAACAAAGACUCCAUCAAGCAGGCGCUGGAGAACUCCAAUGUUGUCAUCAAUCUUGUGGGCAGAGAGUGGGAGACGAGGAACUACAGCUUUGAGGAUGUCUUUGUGAACAUCCCACAGCAGAUCGCCAAGGCAGCUAGAGGGGCCGGCGUCACAAAGUUAAUUCACAUGUCUCACCUCAAUGCUGAUAUCCGCAGCACAUCCAAAUACCUGAGGAAUAAGGCUGUAGGAGAGCAAGCAGUGCGGGAUGAGUUUCCUGAUGCCAUCAUCAUGAAGCCCUCUGAGGUCUUUGGGAGGGAGGACCGAUUCUUCAACUAUUACGCAAACAUGCGCUGGUUUGGGAAUGCUGUUCCACUCAUGGGCAUGGGGAAGAAGACUGUGAAGCAGCCUGUUUAUGUGGUGGAUGUGGCCAAGGCCAUUAUCAACGCUGUCAGAGAUCCUGACGCUAAUGGAAAGACAUACGCAUUAGUUGGUCCCAACCGUUACCUCCUCUAUGACCUGGUAGAGUACAUCUACGCUGUGGCACACAGGUCUUUUCUGCCCUACCCCCUGCCCCGCCCACUCUAUCACAUUGUCGCUCAAUUUUUCGCAAUGAACCCGUUUGAGCCAUGGACGACCCCCGACAAAAUCGAAAGGUUUCACCUUACAGACAUGAAGUACCCGGGACUUCCUGGUCUGGAGGAUCUUGGCAUCACUCCUACCACUGUAGAGCAAAGAGCCAUUGAGAUUCUGCGCCGCCACCGCAGAUUCCGUUACCUGGAGGCUGACCUGGACGAGACAAAGCCAGCCAAGACCGUCAAUUAUUAAACCCUGUAACAACCUCCCAACAUCACAUUGGCAGCCAGAGGAUGUCAGUAUGUCCAACUCCUCUUAAACUAUAUUCUGUAAAUAAAUGAAAAAAAUAUCCUCUAA
Molecule: messenger RNA, 1303 nt
Organism: Labrus mixtus (cuckoo wrasse)
Lineage: Eukaryota; Metazoa; Chordata; Actinopteri; Labriformes; Labridae
Gene: ndufa9a
Product: NADH:ubiquinone oxidoreductase subunit A9a
Exons: 11
Coding region: 53-1198 (381 amino acids)
Cellular component (GO): mitochondrion
Molecular function (GO): protein-containing complex binding
Source: RefSeq, a predicted model, not a curated record